AUGGCGGCAGACGAUCGUGGGCCAGAACUGGCUACUAUCACUGCUGUCUUCCUCGGUCUGUCGUCGCUCACCGUCUUUCUUCGAUGCUAUGUCAGGCUCUGUUUGUUGAGGACCUUCCGCAUGGAAGACUAUCUGGCUUUGGGAACACUGCUCUGCUUCAUAGUCUAUUCGACUUUUGUCAUGUUCAGCAUCCAACACGGAGCUGGAAAGCACCUCGAUGAAGUGCCUGCCCAUGACAUUCCCGAGGCUCUCAAGAUGCGUUGGGCGGGCGAACUGGCUUACGUCGUGACGUCCCUAUUCCUCAAGUUCACCAUCGGCAUCUUCUUGCUCCGCAUAUGCUCGCAGAAGUGGCAAAAGGUUACAAUCUGGGUCGUGCUCCUAGUCUGCCUUAUUUUCAACCUUUUCUACACUUUCGUGGCCGCUUUCCAGUGCCAGCCCGUCUCGUACUACUGGCUGAAGCACACGGACCGCAUCACCGGCGCAUGCUUAAACGAAGAGGUUAUUACGGGCUCGACAUACGCCGCCGCCGCGAUCAAUGCCUGUGCAGAUUGGAUUCUGGGGUUACUACCGAUUGCCCUGGUGUGGAACCUGGACCUCGGAAAGAGGUCCAAGGUUUCCGUUGCCGGCAUCCUGGCUCUUGGGUCAAUCGCAUCCUCAGCUACCAUCGUCCGCAUCCCGUACGUGUGGCAGCUAACCCACGACACCGAUAUCCUGUACGAGUUCACCGACCUUGCGCUAUGGUCAACCGUCGAGAACGGCCUUGGGCUCACGGCCUCGUCCAUCGCCACCCUUAAGCCCUUGUUUCGCACCUUCUUCGGCAACCCUCCACCGCCGCCGGGGUCGCCUCUCUCGCGGAAGAGGGCGUCGGGGUCCGUCGCGUUCCACUGUCGGGGUGAGAGUGAAGAUAGUCGGUACUAUGAGAUGGAUGAUUAUCCGCAGAGUGUCCGGUAG
Messenger RNA from Anthostomella pinea, 951 nucleotides. The record is from the annotation of a GenBank genome assembly. Lineage: Eukaryota; Fungi; Ascomycota; Sordariomycetes; Xylariales; Xylariaceae.